CUAGCUUUUGUGCCACUCUCACACGACACCAGCAGCGCGAUCCCCCAGUGUGUCCGAGAUCCUCCCUCGACAUCUAGCUAGCUAGCUAUACCAUGCGUGUCCUCUUGCUCCUCCUCCUCCUCCUCUCCGUGGCCUCUUCUCCGGCGACGGCGUCGGGCGACGGCGGCGUGGCCGUUCCAGUGGGGACUACCGUCUUGUCCUCCUUCUGCAGCCCCAACAACAAGACGAGCGUCCCGCGGACGUACCAGCCCAACAGCACGUUCGCGGCCAACCUCCAGAAGCUCGUCGCCGAGCUCCCGACGAACGCCUCGGCGUCGGGCUUCUCGGCGGGGAGGUUCGGCGCGGCGGGCCCCGGCGCGGCGUACGGCAUCGUGCUCUGCCGCGGCGACUACCUCGGCCAGCAGUGCGUCGACUGCCUCGCCGAGGGGUUCGUGCAGGCGGCCAGCAGGUGCCCCAGCAGCGUGGACGCGACCAUGUACUACGACCAGUGCCAGCUCCGGUUCUCCGACCAGGACUUCCUCGCCGGAGCGGGCAACAUGCCGGAGAGCGCCGCCUCCAACAUGAACAAGGUGUCCGCCGGGAACGCCGCCGCGUUCGACGCCCUGGUCACGCGGCUCGUCGCCGCGGUGUCCGACGCCGCCAGCAACAGGAGCGGCCGGUACGCCACGGGCCAGGCCGGGUUCCCGCCGGAGGACAUGAACGUGUACGCGCUCGUGCAGUGCACGCAGGAUCUGACGACGGCGCAGUGCCGGGAGUGUCUGGCCGACCUCAGGGGCCAGAUGGCCAGUUUGUUCGCCGGGAAAGUGGGUGGGAGGAUUCUCGGCGUGCGCUGCCACAUCAGGUACGAGAAGGAUGUCUUCUUCGCGCAGACCCAAGAUAUGCUCACGCUGACGCCGCUGCUGCGUUCGACCAAAGGUAGCAACACGAGGCUGUGGAUCGUUGCCAUCGUCGUCCCCGUGUCCGUGCUCCUGGCCUGCUUCUUCGCGUGCUUCCUCUGGAUCAGAAAGCGGAGGAGGAGAGUGAUCAACAUGUCAGGGAGGGUGAGCGUGCCCACCAUGUCCAUGGAGAUGGAGCAGGUGCUCAAGCUCUGGAGGGUCGAGGAGAGCGACUCCGAGUUCUCCAUCUUCGACUUCGACCAGAUCGCCGACGCCACCGACAACUUCUCCGACGACCACAAGCUCGGCCAGGGCGGCUUCGGACCCGUCUACAAGGGUGAGCUGCCCGGCGGGCUAGAGAUCGCGAUCAAGCGGCUGUCGUCGGUGUCGGUGCAGGGCCUGAUGGAGUUCAAGAACGAGAUCCAGCUGAUCGCCAAGCUGCAGCACACCAACCUGGUGCGCCUCGUCGGCUGCUGCGUGCAGGCCGAGGAGAAGAUGCUCGUGUACGAGUACAUGCACAACAAGAGCCUCGACUUCUUCAUCUUCGACGGCGACAAAGGGAAGGCCCUGACCUGGGACCGGCGGUUCCGGAUCAUCGACGGCGUCGCGCAGGGCCUGCUCUACCUGCACAAGCACUCGCGGCUGCGGGUCAUCCACCGGGACCUCAAGGCCAGCAACAUCCUGCUGGACCGCGACAUGAACCCCAAGAUCUCCGAUUUCGGCAUGGCCAGAAUCUUCUGCUCCAACGUCACCGAGGCCAACACCACAAGGGUCGUCGGCACGCAUGGCUACAUCGCUCCGGAAUACGCUUCCGAGGGUCUCUUCUCCAUCAAAUCCGACGUGUUCAGCUUCGGCGUCUUGCUCCUCGAGAUCAUAAGCGGGAAGAGGACCGCCGGCUUCUACCAGUACGGCAAAUUCUUCAACCUCACAGGAUAUGCGUACCAGCUGUGGCAGGACGGGAAAUGGCACGAGCUGGUGGACCCGGCGCUGGGCGACGACCUGCCGGUGGGCGAGGUGAUCAAGUGCGUGCAGGUGGCGCUGCUGUGCGUGCAGGACAGCGCCGACGACCGGCCCAACAUGUCGGAGGUGGUGGCCAUGCUGGGGAGCGAGGGGAUCACCAUGCCGGAGCCCCGCCAGCCGGCAUACUACAACGUCCGGAUCACCGGCCUCGCCGUGUCGUCCGACUCCUUCGGCGAGUCCUCCUGCAGGAUCAGCAGCAUCACCAUCACGGAUCACGAGGAAGGCAGGUAGUAGUGGCUGCUGUAGCUCGAUCGGUAAUUAAUGGUAACUGUACAGGACGGUCGUUUAUUAUGAUCAGAAUACAGAGACACGGAAAGAAACAACACAGAAACGAUCAGGAUAGGUUAACAUAGCUGGCCGGUGUAAGAUACUCCACAAACGUGUUAACGAACGCUUUUAGUUUCUGCUUGACUAGCUCCAGCAAUAAUUUUUGGCCCAUACCCCAUAGUUGACUUCAUUCAGUGGUUUGCUGAUCUGUAAACUUGUGUGGUAUUUGGAAGUGCGCACUGUAAUAUGCGAUUGUAGUUGACACAUGUAUGUGCUUACGGUGUUAUAUAUUUAGGAUGGAACUACUAGUAAUAUUCUAAAUAUAUGUACAUACUGAAACUCUGAAUAACAGUGUUGAUUGUUGAAA
Molecule: messenger RNA, 2529 nt
Organism: Sorghum bicolor (sorghum)
Lineage: Eukaryota; Viridiplantae; Streptophyta; Magnoliopsida; Poales; Poaceae
Product: cysteine-rich receptor-like protein kinase 25
Exons: 6
Coding region: 93-2126 (677 amino acids)
Biological process (GO): protein phosphorylation
Molecular function (GO): ATP binding; protein kinase activity
Source: RefSeq, a predicted model, not a curated record